Dendronephthya gigantea is the source of this 4104-nucleotide messenger RNA. Its product is annotated as voltage-dependent calcium channel subunit alpha-2/delta-2-like. Bases 230 to 3661 code for a protein of 1143 amino acids. The transcript has 16 exons. Gene Ontology annotation, cellular component: voltage-gated calcium channel complex. The record is from RefSeq and is a predicted model, not a curated record. NCBI's taxonomy places the organism in Eukaryota, Metazoa, Cnidaria, Anthozoa, Malacalcyonacea, Nephtheidae. Gene Ontology annotation, molecular function: voltage-gated calcium channel activity.
GAUACCGGAGUUUUUGCAGAGAUUUAUGCUGCGUUUUAUCGAGUUUUUACGCUGCAACGCGGCUAAAGAUACCGUUUUAUUCGACGCAAAACAUUAACCACUGCAUUGGAAAUCUUCUGGCUUCAAAGGAGAGGUAUUCUCGCCGUAAAAGGAGGUAUUUUCGACAGUAAUUCGCGUACGUACCUAGUGCAUUUUGCGGCUGACCUUUGGUGCACGUUCAAACGCAUUCAUGCUUGAAAAAACAACGAUAUUUCUGUACUUGGUAUGCAUUGUACACACAGACCACUUGACGAAGGAGACCGUCAGGGAUUGGGCCUCAAAAGUUGAGGAUUAUUUAGUAGAAUUAGCGAAGGAAGGGCUGCGUACAAAGGAAUUACAGAGACUUUACGACGAAGCGAGCUAUGUUGCUGAGCAGAGGGAUGGCAAAAGAACGGUCGAAGCCGUCAAAGAAAAGCUUGGAGGUUAUUUUUCAAAGAAGGAGAAAGCAGCAAAGACAUUGGCUGCAGAGACUGCAAAGCUCAUUGCAUCUGUAAACAAGACUGUCUUGGAAGAUAUCAAGUCAGUCCGAGACCUGCCCAGUGAUGUAUAUUCUGAUGCAGACUUGCAAAAUUACAAUCCAGUUAUUUCACCAAAAUAUAACACUUUGUUUAAACAAACGAUAAGCUUGAAGCAGAGUUCAGUGAAGAUCUCUGACCAAACACCAAGAGAUAAUGCUGAAGUAAUCAAUACAAUUGCCUGGAGUUCAGGGUUGGACAAGAUUUUUGUUCAGAAUUUAGGCAAUGAUUCUGAUCUCAGAUGGCAGUAUUUUGGCUCAAACAACGGUUUAUACCGUAUGUAUCCCGGACGAGAAUGGCAGACAAAUUUUGCAGGGUUUUACGAAGACUAUGACCCCCGGGUGCGACCAUGGUACAUAGCAGCCACUUCUGGACCAAAGGACGUGGUCAUUGUGUUAGACUGCAGCCAUUCGAUGUCUGGAAAGAAAUUUAAUAUGGCCAAGUCUAUUGCGAUCACUGUUCUCAAUACCUUGACAAAACAAGAUUAUGUAAACGUGAUCUGUGGUCGAGAACCUUACUAUGAUGAAGUGGGAAAGUUUAUUCACGAAGAUGUUCAAACAAAUGUCCUAAGCUGUCAGCAAAAUCGUCUUGUACCUGCUUCAACAUCACAUAGAAAAGAUCUUAUAGCUAAAAUCAAGGAGUUAAAAGCUGCUGGAGCAACUAAAUUAAAAAAUGCUUUUGAAAAAUCUUUCGACCUGCUGACAGGUAACACAGGAACCAGAUGCCAGUCAUUCAUAAUCUUCAUCACAGAUGGUCAGGACACAGACGGAGACAAAGUACGUUGUGAAAAAGGAUACUAUACUCGAAGUGGUUAUGUCCCAGGGAAAAAGUGCCAGUAUGAUUGGGAUGUGGUUUGGGACAAUGUGAAAUUAUGGAAUACACGUGGGACACGAAUAUUUUCAUAUCUUGUGGUGGAUGAUGGAGAAGAGUUUCCUGGGAAACUAGCAUGUGAUAAUCGAGGCUUUAUGAAGAAGAUUGUUGAAAGUACAAACCUCAUCAGUCAAAUGCAGGAUUACUAUGAUUUCCUCACAGCUAAUACUCAGUCUACAGCAAACAUCACUUGGAGUCCACCGUACCUAGAUGCUCUAGGAUUGGGAUUGAUGGUAACAGCCGCCAUACCAGUUGUCACUAACAGAACACUUGGUGUGAUUGGCAUCGAUGUUACCUUGGAAGAAAUUGAAAAUAUUUUGACUCGCUACACCUGGGGCUCGGCGUAUGCAUUUCUCAUCAAUAAUGAAGGAGAGACAAUCUUUCACCCUUUGUUACGACCUAGUACACAGCUGGUGGAUGAUCCAAUAUUUGUUGAUAUCAAGGAAUUAGAGAAACCGGGUGGAGAUGGAAUGAAAGAUUUUACUGAAGUUAUUAAAGAAAUGAAGAAGGGAAAAACGGGAUCAAAACGAAUCGAAAACGCCGACAGAGCGCUUCCCAAAGGAGACUUCCAGGAUGGCCUUAAGUAUAUCAAAACGCCAGUCACAUACUUCUAUACUGGGGUGCCAGACUCCAGUUAUUCCUUUGCGUUCAGUUUCACCGAUUCAGAUCUGAAGUAUAGACGACCUGAUAGGCCUGGUCAGGCUGUCGGAAGUUUGCCGAAGAAUUUUUAUGGAUACAUGAAGUCAUAUAAUGAUAGUUAUGUACGCAAGGAACUUGGUCCUGUGUUUGAAAUCUUGGACUUGCAAUUCAACGUUGAGGAUUACCCUGAGCUGUACAUUUCUCGCAAUCACUCGUCCGUGUUCAUCGCCCCAAGAGCAUAUUGCAAUCCAAAUAAAUACUUAUUCAAUGACAACUCCUCGCAGCUCACAGUGGAUAUCCAUAAACUUAUAAACGAUUUAAAAAACUCUUCAGAAUGUAAUGUCUCUGGUACUCUGCUGCCUGGAAGCGUGAGGUCAGAUGUACUCAUCACUGCUCCUAUUGAGACCGCGUGGAAGGCGAGGAAUCGAACUAUUUUGAAGGACGUUCGCUGGACAUAUGUCGCCACAACGCGAGGUGCGUUUAGAAGCUACCCUGGACAUCGUUCGCCGAAAAAUUUCGAUCCUACGAGACGUCCAUGGUAUCACAGAACUAUUGUUAAUCCCUCCAAAACCUCUGUAUCGAAUGCCUACAUGGAUCUGAAUGGUAUUGGCAAAGUGAUCACAAUAUCUCAGGCCGUCUUUGAAAAGACCGAGUCAAAUGUCGAUUGCAGUCGAACCACUAAACAUGGCGGUUGUUCUUGCUCCAGCCACGACGAAUGUUUAUCUCGCUAUUGUCGCAAUGCAACGUGCACUGGAGACAGAGUGGAGGCCGUCGUCGCUCUUGAUAUUAAAUAUCGUGAUUUUCACGAGAGCAUUUAUGAACGCUUGAGACGAAGUGGAGGUGAGAAAGCGUGCGGCGAGACGUAUCUAUGUCCUGAUGGAGUACAUCAGUGUGAAACAAGAUGCUACUUGGUUGACAAUGCUGCAAACUUGGUCACCGAUCCAGACUUUCUUGAAGCUAAUAUCACAGACGAGCGAGAGUACCAGAGGGUCUCACUUGGACGUAAAGAAGGCGACAUAAUGAAACAACUUGUUCAGGAACAGAAUGUUUAUGAACAAACUCAUCGCUUUGAUUACCAGGGAAUCUGUAGUGUCUCACCAUAUUUCCCCAAGGUAACCCUUAAAGGAAUUAUUCAAACGCCAGAAGAAGAAGAUGAAUAUUAUCGGAACAGGGGACCCAUUCCUCCAUUCCAAAACGAGUAUGGUUGUAUUCAAGAUGUGGUAGGAUACGCCGCUUUAUUUGAAGACAAUAAAGUUUUUACUGGACAUUCGUCAGGCCCCUGCACUAUUGGCAACUACUUUUUCACGUCUUUGCCUAAAACCAAUCUUUACCUUCUCGUUAUCGAGAACUGGUCGCGGUAUCGUCAAUCAUAUUUUUACAAUUUCAACUGCCGAAUAAGCAACCAAGUAUUUGACGCAGGUGCUUAUCGUAUCGUGAAUGGUACGUGUAAACACAUCGACCAUAGUUCAAGCAAGAAAGAGACUUGUCCUAAACUGCGGGAGAUUAAAUUAAAAUGCACUUAUAAUGGCUGCCGUCAUCGACUUCCAUCAUGGCUGGUUCUUUUCAUUUCAUUAUUGCUCGUCCGUGUGUACAGUUAAAUACGACGAUCAUUCUUAUGUUUCCCGUGUCGUUUUUUGAGGAAAAUGGAAGAUUUAUAUAUUGAAAGACGCGAGCUGGUUGGCCCAGAUCCCCUCCCCUACCAUCGACAUUCACUCCUAUUUAUUCUCCUCUUAUAUUAUCCGUCUCCACCAGGGUCGUGGUUCCUAGACGAUUAUUUUAAAAUUCCUAGUUAAUUAAUUUAUAUAGUCCAUUCUUUUUUCUUCAUUAUGAAAGUCCCUGUGUUGUCCCCCUUCUCCCUUGGCGUCCCUCUCUCCCCUGAAGAUCCCUCCAGCUGAAACUCAUUGAAUUAGUAAAAGCUAUAACAAGUUAAAACCUUCAAAGCAUUUUUAUUCCAAAUAAAAGCUUGACUAUAUCCUAUGGAUUUGCAUAAAAUGGAUUUUAUAUACACCUGUCAUAUAAACAAUGAUUUUAUUAUAGUUGC